This is a messenger RNA of Amoebophrya sp. A120, 1778 nucleotides long. Lineage: Eukaryota; Dinophyceae; Syndiniales; Amoebophryaceae. The record is from the annotation of a GenBank genome assembly.
CCCUCGAGAAACUUGUGGAGCGCGGCCGUGCGUCGAUCAUGAGCAACAACAAACUCGACGACGAACAACAGGAGGGCCAAAGUCUUCCAGCAACGGUUCAUCUGGAUCUGGCCUCACAAAAACCGGCAGAGAAAAACGCAGAAAACGUGACCACCAAUUCUACUUGCGACAUGUGGAAGAUCUCCCCGGUGGUCGAGAGAGCAGUUUACCAGGAAAGGGUUGAUAUCAAAUGUAAAAAUGUCUGGGUCUGGAAGAUUGCCAGGUUUGUCAUGUAUAUUUUGCAUGACUCCUGAUACCUGUGACGCAUGCCCUAGCAUCACAGAUUUUGUGAGAGCUUCCUGAUGCCUAUACCGCAUGACAAAUGCUCUUUCCGUGUAGCAAAACUUGGACUCUCUUUGCUGCUCAUGCAACACUGAUUUUUUUAGAAUCCAAAAUUAGCAUGACAAGUUGGAUUCUUCCAGACCCAGACAUUUUUACAGUUGAUAGUUGAGGCCUGCCGACAACAUCUGCUCGCCGGAGACUCCUACGAACUCUGCCUCACCUACGGCGUUCUCAAACGUUACAUUCUCAACUGUUACAUGGAUUUGUGAUGCAAGAAUGGGAAAAAUGAAAGGGGGGGCAUUGCGCGUCUUGCAUGACAGAUUUGGCACAGAUUGUCAGCCUGUUUGGCCCUUCCAGAAUUUGUCAUGCAGAACAGCUUGAUCGUGUAGAUGAUAAUGGUAGUUUUGCAUGACAAAUCAUGUAACAGUUGAGAAUGUAAUUGUAACAUUUGAGAACUCCAUAUCACCACACCGUGGUCGUGUGCUGGAGUAGCUUCUCCCGAAAAUCAGGCGUGCUGCACGACUCAGGAGCAACAUCCACAUAAUUCUAGUAACAAUGGUGACCACGACCAGCAGCAGCAUGAUCUUCCAGUGGGUGGUUCUCUUGAUCAUGAUCCCUUCGCUCUGUACAGCCGACUGCGCCGCAAGAACCCCGCCCCCUACGGCUGCUAUCUCGAAGUUCCUUUGCUAGGGCUUAAAAGUCAUCUCCGGCAACAUGAGCAAGAGAGGCACGACCUCUUCCACUACGGAAGAGCUCCAUCAAAGCCUAGUACGACCUCAUCCUCAUCUAGCGCCAAAGAGUGCCGCCUCACCAGUGUGAGAAUUGAGACCAGUGGUGUGUUGCACGUUUUGUCCUCCUCGCCGGAGUAUGAAAUGCAAAUAUGUCUGGGUCUGGAAGAAUGCAACUUGUGAUGCUGAAUUUGGAUUCCAAAAAAAUUUGUAUUGCAGCAUGAGCAGCAAAGGGCGUGUAAUUUUUGCUACGCGGAGAGGGCAUUUGUCAUGCGGAAUAGGCAUCGCGAGGCCCUCAAAAAAUCUGUGAUGCUAGGGCAUGCAUUACAGACAUGAUGGCCCAGGCAAAACAUGCAUGACAAGUCUCAGAAUCUUCCAGACCCAGACAUUUUUACAUUUGAUACGGAGCGUUUUCUCAAGGUGGACCUUGCCGGCUGGGCGGAGAUGAAGCCGAUCAAGGGCACUGCGCGGCGGGGCGACUCUGCGGAGGAGGACGAGGCGCUGCGGCACUGGCUGCAGCAUGAUCGGAAGAACCGGGCAGAGAACUUGAUGAUUGCCGAUCUGGUGCGGAACGACCUGGCCAAGGUCUGCGAACCGGGGUCAGUGCACUGCCCCAACCUGAUGCACGUCGAGUCCUACCAGACCGUGCACCAGUUGGUGUCCACGGUGCGCGGCAAGUGCGCAGGACAAAGACGAAGCACAACUAGUUGUACAUCAGAUGAGCGGAAC